AUGGCCGCCGACACCCUCACCAUCGAACAAGAGUACGCCAACCGCGGCGCCUCCCUCCUCGACGCGGAGAAGAAAGCCAUCGCCCUCUUCGACGAAAUCGAGAAGACCCUCGUCCGCUCCGGCGUCCGCGAGAAGCAGCUCAGCGACGAGAUUCACAAGCUCGCCAAGGAGCGGUAUGGCGUCCGCACGCAUUGGCACAAGCGUGUCGUUCGUGCUGGACCAAACACCCUCUCCCCAUUCAAGGAGGACCCGCCGGAUCGAGUGAUCGAGGAGGAUGACAUCCUCUACGUCGACUUGGGCCCGGUGUUCGAGGAGUGGGAGGCGGAUUUUGGACGGACGUUUGUGUUGGGGGAGAAGCCUGAGGCGGCGAAGGUGGCUAUUCGGGAUGCUCUUGAUCCUGUUUGGCACGCCAUCAAAGCCCGCUACGACGCCGACCCCACCAUCACCGGCGAACGCCUCUUCGAGAUCUCUGGCGAAGAAGCCGGCAAGCACGGCUACCAAUGGGGCGCGAACAUCGCCGGCCACAUCGUCGGCUCCUUCCCGCACGAACGCAUCCCGGACGGCAUGACGCAGCUGUAUAUCAUGAACGGCAAUCAUGAGAGUAUGGCGAAGCUGGGCAAGGAUGGGCAUCGGCGGCAUUGGAUUUUGGAGGUUCAUCUUCAGGAUCCGAUUGUGGGGGUUAAGGGGUUUAUGGAGCAGUUGUUGACUGUUUAG
This is a messenger RNA of Zasmidium cellare ATCC 36951, 714 nucleotides long. RefSeq lists its product as uncharacterized. The transcript is spliced from 2 exons. The record is from RefSeq and is a predicted model, not a curated record. The coding region runs from base 1 to 714 and encodes 237 amino acids. Lineage: Eukaryota; Fungi; Ascomycota; Dothideomycetes; Mycosphaerellales; Mycosphaerellaceae.